Messenger RNA from Dunckerocampus dactyliophorus (ringed pipefish), 5608 nucleotides. It is a transcript of the gene prima1, whose product is annotated as proline rich membrane anchor 1. The record is from RefSeq and is a predicted model, not a curated record. The transcript is spliced from 4 exons. Lineage: Eukaryota; Metazoa; Chordata; Actinopteri; Syngnathiformes; Syngnathidae. Bases 548 to 1081 code for a protein of 177 amino acids.
UCCCUCUCUCUCCUCACUUGACUUUAAUUGGCUUUCGUCAUCCUUAUGGAGUCCACUCACUGUGCAUGAAAAAAAAAAACAUACAGUAACAAGCAACAUGCGGCCAGGAUGAGAUGAUGGCUUUUAGAAAAGGAAGAAGAGGAUGGGUGCACGAGCUCUGCCCUGUAUGCACUAGAUAAGUUCGAAGCGGAAUCCUGCAGCAUCUCUCUCUCUCUCUCCCUCUCUCUCCCUCGCUCUCUCUGCUCUCUUCAACUUCCAUGGCUUGAGUGGCCCAUUUGCACUCCUGCAGGCAGCUGAAGAGGGAUCAUGUAAGGCAUCACAACGAUCUGAAAAGAAAGAAGAAAACAAAAGAGAGCGAGAGAGCAACUUUAGAGAUGUGGCUUUAUUUUGGGAAUUGGCCGCUCAUCCCACCGGCUCGCCUUGUUGUCCUAUGCGAUCGACAACGAUAGAAGGAAUGCUUGUUGUGGCGUAAACUAUUCCAUCGCCGCCGAAUUGGAAUUGGAGCCCACGGUGGAGGAAGGUUGUGUCCCGAAGCCUUGAAGCCUGUAUGAAUGCUACAUCCGUUUGUCGGACACGCCGCCAGCUUGGAUCACCGAGAAGAGCGCGAAUGGGAAUGCUGCUCCAGGAUCUGAUGCCAUUCACUUUAAGUUGGUGGCCUUUUCUCUUCGCUCAUUGCCUUCUCUCGCUCUUUUUACUCUCGUGCCAGGGAGAACUCCAGAGGUCAUGUUCGCAGACCGCGGCAGAGAAAGUUAGCCAACAGUGCCAGCUGGCGUGCCACUGUAGAAGAUACCCUCCCCUUCCCCCGCCGCCACCUCCGCCACCUCCCCCACGGCUACUGGGCGCCACAGUGGCAGAACCCAUGGUGCCCUUAGUGAGACCCUGGUGGACGGACAUGGACUUUAUAGUGCUGGGAACAGUAGGCUGUGCCUCAGCCGUCUUCCUACUCUCAGCUAUCAUCAUCUGCUACAAGGCCAUCAAGAGGAAACCACUGCGUAAAGAACAGAACGGGACAAGUCGCGGGGAAUACGCCAUGAGCAUCCGCACCAAGAAGACCAUGGGAACAAACAACACUGUGGUAUAGACUUUUAAAGACUCCAGCUCGGAGCAGGAAGUGACAGCAGUCAUCAUUUUCCACCCCUCCUUCCUUCCGCCAAUGAGCAACCUCUUCUCAGCCACAAUGCAACACAGGCUGUCAAACCGCUGAGGACAAGAUGGAAGCAAACGCCACAAAGGAAAGGAAGAACGGCGGUCGUCCUGGUGUGUGGUGUUGAAAAGUGUCCCAGCAGGGCGAACAAGUGUUGCUGACGGGCUGCAGUCAGUCUGCCACGCCACCCAGACCUCGUGCUCCCAUCACACGUGCAAUAGAAGCGCAGACGGCAGAGCGGCCCCCACGUCCCCAUUUUAUCACACACAAUAAAUAACAUGCAUGCACUUUUUUACAGAGAAUGCAACUUCUUUUUUUUUUUAAAUAUCUUCCAUUUUUGUUACUGCAUUUUGGAGACUUGCAGGGGCAUGAUGUGACUGUCACUCCUGGCUCUGAGGUGUGCAUUCAUAUGACUAUGCAAUUUAAAGAAAUCGAUAUUUUCCACAAAACGAAAAAGACAAAAAGAGGUGACGACUUCAACAAGUUUUCAUUGUAUUAUACUUCAGUCAUUCAUCUAUUUAUUUUCUCUAUUUAUUUUUAUACUUAAAAAAGGAUAAUGUACAGUCUUCAAGUUUUAUUUGUUGAUGUUUUUCCUAAGUGAAUUAUUUAUAAGCGAUAUAAUUACUCUGCUGUGGGUCUAGUCGAGACGCUGAUGCAGAAAACGUGCUUGCUCAGCAAAGAGUUUUUGCAUCAAGUUGUCUGUGUGUGUGUGUGUGUGUUUGAUAUGAUUUUCUGUUUUGUUAAAUGUCAGGGGUCUCUAUGGCGUGCUGAGGUGAAUGUGAGUUAUUUCUGUACUGCCGCACACGCUCAAAAGUCAACUCAGUCCAAGUUCUCCCUUACAAGCACAGUGGAACCUCUGAAGUUGAACACUCGGUUCCAAUUACUGGUUCCUCCGAUUCGUUUUACACUUAAUAAAGAUAUAUGAUGAGGACGCUUUGACCCUGGAACAGAUUAAUUUACUUGCCGUUAUUUCCUAUUGGGAAAAUCUGCCUCAUCAUAAAGGUGGUGUCCAAAGCGGGGGCUCGCGGCUUCUUAUUAAAUUAAUGAAUUAUUAAGACAUCACAGGUCAUCCUCAGUUCCGAAUGUUUUGUUUCAUGGUUACGUACAUGUUCCCAUAAAUUCAUUAAAAACUUUAUUUUGGUCGAUAAACGCAAGACUCACUGGAGAACUAUUUGCAGAAUAGACGAUGUGCGGCUCACACCCGGCCUCACUACUCUCAACACUGGACUGUUGUGAGCAUCAGUAAGGGUAAAACAGAUCAAAGAUUGUAUUGUAAUGUCUACCUGGACGUUGUUGGGACGAGGAGGUGGUCCCUCAACAAUCUCUUUAUUGCAAAAAGAGAGGAGGCUACUGUGGGCCGAACCAGGACAAAACAAAAAUUCAGCAAGCUAAUCCGUUCCCUCUGCAUCACAAAACCGUUGCUAACAAAAAAGUUAGAUCUCUCAGUCGCUCGGCGUUAUUUUCUCUCCGUUCGUAUCACUACGCACUCUCGCCUGUCCGUUGUUGUGUAUGUGUUCCACAGCGGAUGAAGACUGUUGCGAUGAGAGCGUCUCCGGUUGCAGCAGUCUCCAUCCGCGCAAUCUAAACACUGUGGGACACAGAGCACGUAGCGAUGUGAACGGAGACAAAAUAACGCAGAGCGACAUUUUUUUAACUUUUUUGUUAGCAAUAGUUUUGUGAUGCAAAUGUAUCACUCCUUUGAGCACAUAUUGUCUUGAGAAGCCAAACUCUUCACUCAAGUGGCCCCAGCAACUGACCGGAACUACGUUCCUCCUCGCCGAAAUCCGACCAGACCUCCUUUCACAGGACAAAGUUGGGGUUAAGUCCCUGUUGAUGGGGAUCAACAACUUCAUGUCAAAAAAUCCGAACUAUCCCUUUAAAGGAUCUGCUGCUAUGAAAGCGACAAUAACACGAGUGCUUAUCAUUAAGAUGGAAAGGUUGCUAGUGCUUUGGCUUUUUUUUAAAUGAAGUUUUAUUACUGUAUUAGUUUGUUUCAUUUAAAGCUUGUAUUUAGUGUUUUAUUGCUGUAUUUUAUGUCCUUCAUGUGUUCUGAGAGUGACUCAUUUAGGUCUAAGACCCGACUUACAGCAAACUUGACUUAAAUCACAGCACCACCUGAUUUACAUAUUACACUAAUAAGUAUUUGCUUUGUCACCCAUAGUACAAAAGCUAAGAUGUCAAUCUUCACUUAGCUUAGCAUAUAUUGACCUACAUUGGAUUGGUUUUAGCACAAAAUGCAUCAAGAUCGCAUCCUUUUGAAUGUUUCUGCAUGGGGCCCUUGGUGAAAAUUAUUGACAGCCCCGGUAGAGGCAGUGCAGGCAAAGCACUGUACAGUAUAAUUAAGCUAAAUAAAACUAUAAAAAAGAGAGUCCAACUGCUAAACUGCUCACCCUUUGAUGAUUGCAGAGGAGAAUUGCUGACUUCAUGCAUCAUGCUUCUUAGCAUUCCAUUGGUAGUGUAGUGGAUCCCUUUUCCGAUGUUGGUCAGAUUUAUUUGUUUGUUUUUUCUACAGAAAACGCAUCUCACUCACCCUAAGUUGGUGAUAAUUUAUAAAUGUGUGGUAAUACAGGUAGAAUGUACUAUAUACAUGUACCAGGGUUCAAUUUUUACAUUAAUGUCGUUAUGCAUCACUGAUAAAAGUUUUUUUGCCAAGUGUUCAGAAUUCGCAGUUUGUGCUGCGGUCUUUAAACGCACUACAGCUGUGUGCUGUGGGACACAAACAUUUGGCUACGAAAGCACGAGCUUUGACGUUCAAUCCGCCCUCAAAACUUGCGGUGGGGUAAACACAAGGUAAUAUAUCAUCGUACAUCAUUACCGGAAAUACAGCAGGCAAGCAGUGUGGAUUAUUUAGACGCAGAUAAUCCAUCUGUUCAUGGAUUAUCUUACUUAUCAUCCAUUAGUGGUGAGUACUUCUACAUUUUAGACUUGAAAUGUGUUUCUGGAUUAACAGAUUUCUGGAGCUGAAUCUAAUCUAAUCAUUACAGCAAUCACGUUUAUUGCAAAUGGUGAUCUGAAAUCAGAGGAGAAGGUCAACAUCACGGUUUUUCGCCAUUCGCUGGUAGUACCGGGUAUGUAAACCCCCAGUGACAAGCGGGAAUCUACCAGACACUUAAAAAUAUCAAUUCUGUGGCGACCAUUUAGAAGUUGGCAUAAAAAUCGAACAAAGUACAAUUGUAGGAAAAAUUACAGGUCCACUUUAAAGGUACCCUGUGAUUGACUGUCCAUGGUGUACCCCACCACCAGCAUAGACUCCAGCUCACCUUAACCCUCAACAGCAGAAAGUGAAUGCUAUUAUUUAGUAUCAUCAAACAAUAGCUUAGAGCGUGUCCUGGUAAUUAAUCACCCAUGACUCUGAUGACGCAGAUACGUUCACAAAUGCGGUGGCUGUGUGUGCCUGUGAGGCGAGUCUCUUCACUUUAAAUACUAAAUACAGCUGAUUGUACUGGGUAGCACAUGUGUACCACUUUGCUAUGAUGCAUCCAUUUUCCUGAUCUGUGGUAAACCCACUUUAACAUUACUGGUAAAACAAAGAAAAAGCAAAACAAAGUUAAAGGACAGCCGUUUCCAACCCUUUCGUUGCCUUUUAAUAUGUUCUCGCAUGUUUAACAAAAGUCUAACAAAUCUCAUUUGAAGAUGAAGAAGGCAAAAAAAAAAAAAGUGCAAUUGCAGUACUUUUUAGUAGGUUGAAAAUGCCCAAAUGCAAGGUUUUCACGCCUUCUAAAAUGUCCCACCUGGUUGGGGAUGUUCUUUAGAUGCUCACUGAGCUGAAGUCUCACAGUUCGAACUCGCAAUCGGUCAAAUUCCAAGCUUUUAAGACUUCAUUCAACUUAAGAGGUUCCACUGAAGCGUCACCAGGGUCGGCUCGAUCGCCAUAGAAACUGGGGGGGCUGACCUUGUGAGUGUGGAGAGACAGGACACCUGGACCAUACUCAGAGAUCAGGUUGCAUUGGUGUUUGUGUGUGUGCCUGUGUGUGUGUGUGUGUGUGUGUGUGUCACGAGCAUCCUCCACAUCUCCUCUGGAAGAACACAACUGAGCUGGACUGGAGCAUCACUUGACGCUGCUCUCCUUUUUCACAUAAAAUCUGUGUGUGUGUGUGUGUGUGUGUGUGUGCAGAGUGAGUAUAAAUACUGGCUAACCUGUUGUCAAAAGAAACAAAUGCUUCCAUCUAAACGCACAGAUAGAAGUCGCUAAUGUACCAACAAGCCCUGUAACAUGUAUACGGACUGUCUGUCAGAAGACAUGAUGGAUGCAUGAAUGUAAAUAUUGCUAUUUAAAGUAUCUGCCUUCUGGACUGUUAAUUCAUGCACAAGAACAUCAUGUUUAUACAUAGUCAAACGAAAACGACCAUUAAGAGUUGGUGUUGUCAUGUUGAUGGAACAAGCCAUUAAUGUAUAUAUGGCAAUCAGUACUACAAACACACGAUUUAUGCAUUACACCACACGUGUUUUGUAAAUAAAAGUGUA